This is a messenger RNA of Drosophila biarmipes, 5286 nucleotides long. It is a transcript of the gene xmas, whose product is annotated as protein xmas. Gene Ontology annotation, cellular component: cytoplasm; nucleus; transcription export complex 2. Gene Ontology annotation, molecular function: RNA binding. The coding region runs from base 245 to 4405 and encodes 1386 amino acids. NCBI's taxonomy places the organism in Eukaryota, Metazoa, Arthropoda, Insecta, Diptera, Drosophilidae. The record is from RefSeq and is a predicted model, not a curated record. The transcript has 4 exons. Gene Ontology annotation, biological process: mRNA export from nucleus.
AUAGCUUUAAAACUGAGGGACUACUUUGCUUAGAAACGAACGGACAGACGGACGGGCAGUAGGACAUGGCUGGAUCAACUCGUAAGAAGUACCGCAGAAGGUUGCCGGCGUACGAGAAUAGGUACGUGUGCCCAGACGCUGCCCAACACUGAUUGCGACACCACUUGGCGGCAAUCCUAACAACAAAACCCAGACGUACGCUGUGCAAAAAUCUGCAAACUCCAAAUAAUUGAAUACCCGAUCGAUGGCAGAACCCCGCCCCGGCGCCUACAACUACAAGACCCUACUAUGCACAAACAUCCCGGAGCUGUUCCUCGACAAGUAUGUGGCGCGCUCGCACUUCGGCCGCUUCGGCACGCUGAUGAACUUCGUCCUGCGUCCGCGCCGCAUGACCUGCACCGUGAGCUACGCCAGCGAGGAGGAGGCGGAGCGGGCGCUGCUCGAGGGCGGCGUCUUCCAGGGCCACCAGUUCGAGAUGUGCUACGCGGAGAAUGAGACGGCGCCGGCCCAGAAAACGGAGGAGUGGGUGGAUCCCGACGUCCAGGCGGAGUUGAGCGCCCUGCAGGCGGGCUGGCGGAGUGAGUACGCCCCGGGUAAGGCCCAGAAGCCGCCGGCGGGAGAUGGUUUGGGGGGUGGUGGGGGUGGUGGGGUUGGCGCUGUUCUAGCGCCGCCCUCCCUUCCGGCGGUGGUCACAAAGACACAUCCUCCCGCCGCCAGAGACCGAACGCCCGGCCAGCUGCGGGACCUGGAGAACAUGAUGCGCAGACCCGCCCACACAAGCGAGGAGAAGUACCGCGUCCUGGACGCCCGCGACAAGCUGAUGCGCCUGCACCAAGGCCAACGGAAGCUGGCCGGAGCGACGCAGGGCCAUUGCCCGGACAUGUGCCCGGAGAAGGAGCGCGUGCUGAGGGAGUUCCAGCGCCAGGUGGCCAUAUACGAGCUGCAGCCGGGCUCCGAUGAGUUCAUCUGCCACGAGAGGGCCCUCAAACAGUACUCGCGCAGCAGUGCCGACCAGGAGACCCCACUGCCGCACGAACUGCGCACCGAGAACGCCCUGCACAUGACCAUGAGCUACCUGAUGCACGAGAUCAUGGACAUCAGCGAGCGCCAGGAUCCGCAGAGCCAUCUGGGCGACUGGUUCCACUUCGUGUGGGACCGCACGCGGUCCAUCCGCAAGGAGAUCACCCAGCAGGAGCUGUGCUCGCUGGGCGCCGUCAAGCUGGUGGAGCAGUGCGCCCGCUUUCACAUCCACUGUGCCGCUCGCCUGGUGGCCGCCGAUCCCAGCGUCUUUGACAGCAAGAUCAAUGCCGAGAAUCUUACCAAAUGCCUGCAGACGCUGAAGUACAUGUACCAUGACCUGCGCCUGAAGGGCGUCCAGUGUCCCCGGGAGGCGGAGUUCCGGGGCUACAUUGUGCUGCUCAAUCUGGCCGACGCCAACUUCCUCUGGGACAUUGGCCAGCUGCCCGCGGAGCUGCAGAGCUGCCCGGAAGUGCGGCAGGCCAUCCAGUUCUACUUGGCCCUGCAGGACACGAACUUUGUGCGAUUCUUCCAGCUGCUGGUGGACGAGGAGACCAGCUACCUUAGCGCCUGCAUUCUAGUCACCUACUUCACGCGACUGCGCGUCCUGGCCCUGCACCGCUUGAUCCAGGCCUACAGGGCGCCGCGAAAGGACGAGGUGUCCUCGCUGCCCCUCACCUACAUCACCGACAUGCUGAGCUUUGUCAGCGAGCAGGAGGCGGCGGACUUUGUCCAGCACUACGGCCUGGAGGUGAACGAGGCGGGCAGGGUGGUGCUGAGCAGGAUGCACGCGGUGGAGACGGACUACAAGCUGCCGCGACAGAUUGAUCUGGUGGAAAUGAAGCGCAUACAGAGCGUGGGCGAAGUCAUCUGCGGGGAACCGCUGCCGCCGCGGGACCUUUACCUCGACCACCGGCCGCACAACAGCUUCAACGAGCACGGAGUGCUAAAGAGCGUCGCCUGGGCGGCCAAGGAUCAGCUGCCUGGGAUGCAGCAGGAGGAGAUGCAGCCACAAGUGCCGUCGCAGCCACCAGCAGUGCCAGCCCAGAGCGAAAACUUUUUUAAGGUGCCCAUGCAACCGAGCGGAAUGGAAGCCGCCUUUCCAACUCCAACCACGAUGGGGGCAGCGCCAGCCGAUCCCAGCAGCGGUUUUAGCUUUGUCCUGCCCAAGUCACGCCCCCGAGAGCUCCAGGAGCAAGCUCUGGCCGAGCAGCAGCGACGGGCACAGGAGGAGGCCAAGCAUCAGGCCCUGCAACUGCAACUGGCCAUUGCUGCUGCCAAGCAGCGCGAAGCCGAGCUGAUGGCCAUUCAUGAGGCCAAAGUGGCCGAGGCCGAGCGAGUGCGUCAGCAAAAGCUGAGGGAACGCCAGGAGCAGCAGCGUCGACAGCAAGAGGAGCUGGAGAAGCAGCGUCAGCGGGAGCAGGAGGCACUCCAGCUGGAGCGAGAGCGGCAACAGAAGCUGGCGGAACUGGCUCUGUUGGAGGAGCAAGAAAGAGAGGCCCGAAAAAAAGUCAAGACCCUGGAGUGCUACCAGGUGAUAUUUCAGGAAAACCUCGCAGAGAUUUGCAGGCGGGAAUUUGAGGUGCACCUCCAAGCUUGCCGCUCCUACGAAUCCCUGGUGGACUUGCUAACCCGCGGCCUGGUCGAGGAGCAGAUGCAGCGAUCCCUCUACGAACUGGGCAUCAUGCGGGUGUACAUGAGGCGGUGGCGAAACUACCGGCGAGUCCAGCAGCGGAAGGACACGCUGUUCAACCAACUGCCCCUGAGUUUUGGCGCCGAUGACCGCGAACGACUGGUGGACGAACGCAGCGUGGAGGAUUCACUGCGUCUCAUCAGGCGCUAUAGACUUGGCGAGCCCUGCGAUUAUGGCAAACUUCUGGCUGGCCUGGAGGAGCAGAGUUGGCUGAAGCUGGAUCUGUGGCGCGUGUUGGACCAGUGCCUGCCGCAGGCGCAACCAGGUGCCAGACGUUUCUUCAAGCUGUUGUUGUGUCUGCCCGGCGGCCAAGAGGGUUUCCAGCUGAAUUACGACCUGGACAGGGGACUGUUGCAGCAGCCACAGUCGCCCGAUGCUCAUUUGGUGGAUGGAGGCUACAUCAGGGGCUUCUCCCAGGGCAUAGGACUGAGUGUGUUGAAGCUCCGGGACAAUUGCCAGGACUGGAAGCCCUCGGAAGUGGCCGAGGCCAACGGCAUUGUUUGCUUGGCUGGCCUGGCAGACUUGCGCUUUCUGCCGCAGCGAUUAAAGCUACUGGUUCAGGCCAGUCGAUGUCAAGAUGUGGCUUUAAUUGUGCAGCAUCCAGGCCACACCGUUUAUAAGGAAACCGAGCUGCACCUGCAAGACGUGGGUCUGCGCUCAUUUAAGAUCUUCCCCUUGCGACACUCUGGAAACAACCGCCAGCGUUUGAUGAUUGAAUUGCAAGCGGCUCUUAAGUUUCUGGCCAGAGCAGCGGAAAAGAAGCCCCUGGGACAACUUCACCAAGUGGAAGUCCGCGAGUAUCUGCUCGGCAACCUGGGAUCGGAGCUCUUUCGCCGCCUCAAAUACGCCGCGGAGCAGGACAAGGCCAUCAGAAGGGGCAGCCAGCGGUAUCCGCAGUUCUGUGUGGACCUCUUCAACGAGGCAGUGCGUCGCCUACAGUUGGUGGCCGCGGAGGACUUGAGCGAUUGCCCCCAGUUUCCCGAGGAGCUGCGUGUCUUUGUGCCGCCACUGCCCAUUGAAGCUCCGCUGCCCACCAAUCGCCUGGAGCACUUUGAGCCCGGAUGGCAGUUGGCCGAGCAACGACAGCGCAUUGUGCAGCUUCUGGAGCGCAGUAAACUGCCCAGGACGCCGCCACUGCGGAGCUCUUCAUCCCCAGCCGAGGACCAAUGCCAGUGGGUCCUGGACUACGCACAAGCGAGUCAGCAGGAGGACUGUGUGGAACAGGUCGCCCUCCAGGCCAUACAGAUUCUGCAGUCGAACGAAACGGAAGGGUACCUGAACUUCGUGGAGUAUCUGGCGAGCGAAAGACUGCAAUAUGUACUGCGCGGGGAGAAGAACCUGCCCAGGGGAAUUGUGUAUCGCACGAGGACAAUGAAGAGCCAGUUCCUGAGCCCUUGGUACUACGAGUUCCAGGAGGCGCAGUUGUGCGACCCGCUCUCAGCUGAUGAGGAUUGCACGGACCAGGAGCGGGAUCAGGAGGAGCAGCCAAAGCAGGUGGCGGAGGAGCCGCUGGACUACAACGAGAUCAUGAGCAGGGCGAAGGCCGUCCUGAACAGGUGCCGCCGGCGUCAGGAAGAACGCCACACACUGCGCGACCUCAAUGGGUCACACAAACCCAGCAAGAGCAAGGGCAAAUCGGAGCAGAAAACUGACGCGGAAAACAAACCCAAGCGCAAGCGCCCCAACUUGAAUUAGCUAGAGUUUUUAAACCCACCAACCUAUUAUGUUGUCUAAAUUUUAUGUUAAUUGUAAGUCGUCAUAGAAAAUUGUCAUAGAAAGGCAACGCAGAAUUGUAAAAAAUAGAACUAAGUUUAUUUUUAAGAUCAAAAUCCACUAGUCCUAAGCGUAAAAUCCUUUGUCCAGGUUGUCUUGCUUGGUCCAGGUUGUCUUGAUCUAAGUAUAAGCGUGAGCAAGACAACCUAGAAACCGCCAAAAAGAGCGGGACAGCCACAAUAUUAAUUAACCUUAAGUGUGGUGCAAAGAUAUUUUUUAAAAUUAAUAUAGUCUUGUAAUACAUUUUAUACCGAAAUCAGGCUGCACUUGGCGUCACAUCAGCCGUAUUGAGUGGGCCUUGAGUUUCCAAAUGACAGGCCAUGUCGCCCUCAGUCAACUAAACAGCUCCGAGGCGAAAGCAUCCAUUUAUCCAAAAUAUUUGUGUUUCCGUUUUUUAUUUUGUUUUAAGGUUUUUCUACAUUCAAAACCACACAAAAGGAUUUGCCUGGAACAUGAAGAGUAUAGUGGCUCAGACGGAAGGCCAGCUGCGGCCGGUGAAGGGUGAGUGAGUGGACGCGGGGUCCAGGCUGCAGACUGAUGCUCCUGUACCCUCCGCCCCUGGGUUCACCUUUACCACUUACUGUGUUCCCUCGGAGAAGGUUCCACAGAGGGCAUAGUUUAACUUAAGAAUACUCAAUUCCUGACCAUCAUAUUUAAAACACACAUAUAUUUUUAGGCAAUUAAAACAUGAUACAAUUAAGUUAAAAUAGGGGUAAAAGAAAUACAAAAAUAAUACUAAUAGUAAACACGUUUAUAUAUGUAGGUUGUAAUAUUUGCAGUUCAAUAAACCAAUUCUUACAGUA